CUUUCUUCUUCAUCGUCUUCAUCAAAAAAAGACUCUCCAACUCGUACCGAGCCAGCAAAUCCUCACCACACCUCCGCGCCGACCAUCCUCCACCCCUCCGAUUCAAAAGCGUCUUUGACCUCUACUCCCCCCCUCCAAAGACACCGCACCACACACGCUCAGGGAUACAUAGCUCAGAAAGCGCUGAGACGAAGCUCGUCCAGAGCACCCAUCCCCCGACUGAAAAAAUGUCAGAAGCCUACGAGCGCGAACGCCAAAACGACUCCCGCCUAGACGAGCUCGCAUCAAAAGUCACCGCGCUCCGCGGCGUGACCAUCGAUAUCUACGACAAUGCAAGGGAUCAGGAAGUUAUUGAUCAAACUAGCGAGACCUUCUCCUCCUUCUCCACAACCCUAAAAGGCAGCGCAACACGUCUAACGCGCAUGGCUGCGAGCGGGAAUAAAGUCGCCGUGCUUAAACUAGCGGGGAUUCUGGUCGCGAUUGUGGUAGUGCUAUAUUGGAUUUGGCAUUUGAUUUUCUGA
Molecule: messenger RNA, 521 nt
Organism: Periconia digitata
Lineage: Eukaryota; Fungi; Ascomycota; Dothideomycetes; Pleosporales; Periconiaceae
Source: the annotation of a GenBank genome assembly